Molecule: messenger RNA, 453 nt
Organism: Penicillium chermesinum
Lineage: Eukaryota; Fungi; Ascomycota; Eurotiomycetes; Eurotiales; Aspergillaceae
Product: sulfotransferase family protein
Exons: 1
Coding region: 1-453 (150 amino acids)
Source: RefSeq, a predicted model, not a curated record
AUGCUUUAUUGCGAACUCAUGAUCCUCAAAUUGCAGAAUCGCCUGCCACCGCCAGAAAUCUUACGCAGAGACUAUUUCGAUCGCAUAUUGGCCGAUAAAGAAGCUACUACUGACAUCCCAGCGGCAUGGUUCGCGCCAGAACUUGUGCAAGCUUACCCAGAAGCCUUGGUAAUUCUGAACCGGCGCCGGGAUCUAGGGGCUUGGAAAGUCAGCUUCCGAGCGUCAGUGCUGCCCAUGAUGCAGAGCUGGAAGUAUUGGCUGGGGAGCUGGUUCAACGCCGAACUCUUCUGGGGUGUUUGGUUGACUGACAUGGGGCAUGACAAAUUCCUGUUCCGCGGUGAUUUUGAACGCAACGCUGAGCAGGCCUAUAUGGACCACUAUGAGGGACUGGAAAGAAUGCUACAAGAGGAGGGCCGCGAGUAUCUGGACUGGGCAGUCGAGGACGGCUGGUGA